This is a messenger RNA of Kluyveromyces marxianus DMKU3-1042, 1503 nucleotides long. RefSeq names its product SAM complex subunit SAM50 (gene SAM50). The record is from RefSeq and is a predicted model, not a curated record. The transcript has a single exon. Lineage: Eukaryota; Fungi; Ascomycota; Saccharomycetes; Saccharomycetales; Saccharomycetaceae. The coding region runs from base 1 to 1503 and encodes 500 amino acids. Gene Ontology annotation, cellular component: outer membrane; SAM complex. Gene Ontology annotation, biological process: protein insertion into mitochondrial outer membrane.
AUGGACAACACUCUGCUGAAUAGUGGCUCCUCGGGGCUAGAGGAUUCAGUUCACGGUGGUAAUGUACCUGUUGGACAAAAUCAAGAAGAACUUGAACAACAGCAAUUGCAACUGCAAAACCAGUACCUAUUAGAUCUCUUCAAAAAGAACAAGUCCACCCCAAUUCACGUCUCCCAGGUGGUUAUCAACGGUUCAGAACUUGUGCGCGAUGAUAUACUACAGAGUUACCUCGCAGAAACUAUCCACAAGGCCGAUACGUUCGAACAAUUGUGCAGGUAUUCAGAUUGGUUCAACUACAAGAUGGUAGGCAACGGAAUGGCGAAUUCUGUGGCCAUGAGCCUCGAUAGCAGGGGCAGCUAUCCGGUACAGAUCUCAGAAAGGGACUAUGGGUCGUGGAAGUACAGCUCUGGGGCUCCCGAGACGAUAUCUGUCGUUGAUGUGGUGCCCAUCGUGCAGUUGCAUCCGGUGAAAAGAUUCAGUGCCAAGACUGGGACCAACAUCGGCAACGGCGAAGGUGACGGGUACAUUCAGUUCCAAUUGAGGAAUAUCCUGCAUGGAGGUGAACGGUUGACGCUGGAUGCCACCAAGGGGACCAAGACGCACUCUUCGUACUUGCUAAACUACUUCCAGCCCUUGCAUUCGCCCUGGUGGUGCACCGAUACGUCGAUAUUCAAGAAUGCUAGAGAGUUGGGCCGGUGCGAGCUGUUUGUGAGAGGGUUCAGCAGCAGCUUGAAGAGCGGGUACUUUCACGAGGGGGCAGUGAACCACGAGUACAAGUGGGAGAGUUUGUUGAGAAGUUGCGACGUGAAGUCCGAUCUGGCGUCAUCGCACCUUUUGCUCUGUGCUGGAGACAGCGUCAAGCAUUCGAUCACGCAUUCGAUGACCAGAGACACACGCGAUAACCACAUUGCUCCAAGUAACGGUUCGCUGCUCAAGUUUAGUAACGAACUGGCGUUGGGUAAAUUUUACAAGGCCACUUUAGAGUGCAAUUUGACCAAGAGUUGGUUCAAGCGCGAUUUCGUUACCGUAAGCUCUACUUUGAAAGCAGGGUACAUACACAAUUUCCAUGCGAACAAGUAUCCGUUGCAUGUGAUGGACAAGUUUUACAACGGUGGUAGCAAUGACGUGAGAAGUUUCCAAGUGAUGGGGUUGGGCCCCAAGAGCGUGCACGAUUACGUCGGUGGGGACACUUCUCUUGCAUAUGGGGUCAGCGUGUUCAGCAGACUGCCAAUACGAAAGUUUUACGACUCGAAUUUUAGACUGCACGCGUUCUUUAACGGUGGCAGGUUGAUAAAUCGAGAAUACAAUGGGUCCUCGUCGUCCAUGAACAUGGAUUUAGUGCGCGAAAUGCUGUCGCAACAUUCGUGUUCUACUGGGUUUGGUAUUGUAUUCAGACACCCUGUUGCUAGGUUCGAGCUGAACUUCACGGUCCCUUUAACGGCACAUGCUUCAGACGCCACAAGGAAGGGUUUCCAGUACGGUAUUGGUAUUUCGUUCUUGUAG